Laccaria bicolor S238N-H82 is the source of this 2166-nucleotide messenger RNA. RefSeq lists its product as uncharacterized. The record is from RefSeq and is a predicted model, not a curated record. The transcript is spliced from 10 exons. Gene Ontology annotation, molecular function: clathrin binding. Gene Ontology annotation, cellular component: membrane coat. Bases 1 to 2166 code for a protein of 721 amino acids. NCBI's taxonomy places the organism in Eukaryota, Fungi, Basidiomycota, Agaricomycetes, Agaricales, Hydnangiaceae. Gene Ontology annotation, biological process: vesicle-mediated transport; intracellular protein transport.
AUGGCGCAGCCUGGCCAGGAUGCCAAAUUCUUCCAGCGCGGAAAGAUCGAGGAGUUUCGUACAGAAUUGCAAGCGGCUGAAACGAAGGACAAAAAGUAUGUGAAACGAAAGACAGUCUUGAAAAAAAUUGUGGCGAACAUUACGAUGGGCAACGACAUGUCACCACUAUUUACGGAUGUCGUCCAAUGCCUGGGUACUCCACUUCUGGAGAUCAAGAAGAUGGUUUACCUUUUUCUUGUGAGUUAUGGCAGGUUGAAGCCAGAUCAAAUACAUCUCGUUAUUCCCAACUUUCUACAGGAUUGCGGUGAUCGUAACCCUCUUAUUCGAGCACUCGCCAUCCGAACGAUGUCAUACAUCCCUAUUCCUGUUGUCACCGACGCGCUGUCAGAGAAUUUACGACACUGCUUAAAGGACCGUGAUGCUUAUGUUCGGAAAACAGCUGCUAUAUGUGUAGCCAAACUCUAUACUGCAGACCCUCGAAGAGCUGAGAAAGGAGGGUUCGUUGAAAUGCUCCGCGAUUUAAUGUUGGAUAGCAACGCAACGGUUGUGGCGAACGCGGUGGCUGCGUUGUCGGAGAUUGGCGACCGACAGGAUGGCGUUAUCUUCCGGCUCAAUUUGACGACGGCGAAUAAGCUCUUGGCAGCGCUCGGAGAAAGCUCGGAGUGGGGACAGAUUUACAUAUUGGAUUCUUUAUUGCGAUAUGUGCCCGAGAGGCACGAGGACGCUGAAACAAUGGCAGAGCGCAUUAUCGUGCAACUUCAACAUGCCAAUUCCGCUGUAGUUCUCACCACCAUUAAAGUCCUUCUAUAUAUAAUGAAUUACAUGGAAAACCGCCGCCUCAUCGACUACUGUUGCAAGAAAAUGGGACCUCCAUUAGUCACUUUGCUGUCUUCUGGGCCAGAAGUUCAGUAUGUGGCUCUUCGAAACAUUUUGCUUAUCAUUCAGCGGAGGCCAGCGGUCCUCAAGAACGACGUCAAGGUCUUCUUUUGCAAAUACAAUGACCCCAUCUACGUUAAAUUGGCAAAACUUGAGAUUAUGUACCGCCUAGCACGCGCGGAAAAUGCGACGGAAGUUUUGGCGGAACUACAGGAGUACGCUUCCGAAGUCGAUGUUGAUUUCGUUCGUAAAGCAGUUCGAUCUAUUGGGCGUUUGGCUAUCAAAGUUGAAGCAGCUGCCGACCGCUGCAUCCAAGCUCUUCUUGAUCUCAUCGAAACCAAAGUGACUUACGUGGUACAGGAAGCCGUCAUUGUUACCAAGGAUAUCUUCCGUAGAUACCCAGGCAAGUACGAAGGAAUUAUUCCGACCCUGUGCGAGAAUCUGGACGCGUUGGACGAACCAGAGUCGAAAGCAGCCAUGGUGUGGAUUCUGGGGCAAUUUGGAAACAGAAUUGACAACGCCGAUGAACUCUUGGAUGACCUUCUUUACACUUUCUUGGACGAAAGUGUCGAGGUUCAACUUGCACUGCUUACGGCCGCUGUCAAGCUUUUUAUCUACAAGUCGAAGUCAGAUAAAACGAAAGAGUUGGUUCAUAAGGUAUUGAAAUGGGCCACGGAAGACGUCGACAACCCUGAUUUACGAGACAGAGGAUUCAUGUACUGGCGUAUGUUGGCGAUUAACCCAACUGUCGCGGGGGAAAUUGUUCUGGCUGAAAAGCCGGCUAUAACUACCGAUUCAGACAGGAUGGAUAGAGGCGCUUUAGAUCAGCUCCUCCUCCACACUGGGACGUUGGGAAGCAUCUAUCACAAGAAUCCUGAGACUUUCAUUCGAAAUUCAACAGGAAAAGCCCUAGUUGACAGUCCAGCGUUGAACGCCCACUCUCGUGCUGUUCUGGUCUCCUUGCCUCGCGUUCAACUUCCACACACCGUUGUCAGCGUCCCAGGCCCCGGCCCCUCGGAACCCAAGGUCCAAGCACCAAGCCCUUUACCUGAAUUGAAACCUGUGCCUCCAACGCUAGAUUCGACCCCCACUGGCUCACCAUCUCCAGUCGCCCCCAUCAGCAGAGAAGCUGGUGACAACUCGUCGGACCAGGACGACGACGUUGAUCCACCCGCGGCUGGAGCACAGGAUCCUUACUCAAACUUAGAAGGGGCUUUUGGUAAUUAUUUGGCAGAUGAACCACGGCCGAUGAAGGGUGGAAGACAUAAUGAUGAUGAUCUCUUGUUCUAG